Molecule: messenger RNA, 3518 nt
Organism: Microtus oregoni (creeping vole)
Lineage: Eukaryota; Metazoa; Chordata; Mammalia; Rodentia; Cricetidae
Gene: Npy2r
Product: neuropeptide Y receptor Y2
Exons: 3
Coding region: 470-1615 (381 amino acids)
Biological process (GO): G protein-coupled receptor signaling pathway
Cellular component (GO): membrane
Molecular function (GO): neuropeptide Y receptor activity
Source: RefSeq, a predicted model, not a curated record
GGCAGAGCGUGCUGGCUGUUUGUCCUUGGGAUCCAGCUCCUGCAAGGGAUCGGCUCUCAGCUUUCCCUCCUACACCGCGAAACUCAGCAGCCCAGAGUUGGAUUUCCCGGGGUGUGGAGGGCAGGGUUCGCCUCCACCUCCAUCUCCGACCCUCCUCUCUCCCCGCCCCUUCUACCCCCUGGCUCUGCACCUCGCAGUGCGGGGUCCCAGAUUGAGUGGCCACGGAGGUCCAGGGAUAAGCUCGGCAGCUACAGCAUUGUAGUGGCUCACUCAGCCGGCCGCUCCCGUUCCUGCUUGCCUGCUCACGCUGUCCCACACAGAACCGGACCUGCUUUGGGAGCCUCCCAGGGCCAUCAACCGGUUGGCUGCACACUACUGGCUUCCUCCUUCCUCAGCUCAGCUGAACCGCAAGGGCCGGCGCAAUUCUUGUGUUAUUGGGAGGCCAAGAGAGACGGAAGUGGUGCUGAAGAUGGGCCCCGUAGGCGCAGAGGCCGAGGAGAACCAGACCGUAGAAGCAAAGGUGGAGUCCUAUGGGCCAGGGCACACCACUCCUAGAGGUGAGCUGCCCCCUGAUCCCGAGCCGGAGCUCAUAGACAGCACCAAGCUGGUUGAGGUACAGGUGGUCCUCAUAUUGGCCUAUUGCUCCAUCAUCUUGCUGGGCGUAAUUGGCAACUCCCUGGUCAUCCACGUGGUGAUCAAAUUCAAGACGAUGCGCACGGUGACCAACUUUUUCAUCGCCAAUCUGGCUGUGGCAGAUCUUUUGGUGAAUACCCUUUGCCUGCCGUUCACUCUGACCUAUACCCUGAUGGGAGAGUGGAAAAUGGGUCCAGUUCUCUGCCACCUGGUGCCCUACGCUCAGGGUCUGGCAGUGCAAGUGUCCACGAUAACUUUGACAGUCAUUGCCCUCGACCGCCACCGCUGCAUUGUGUACCAUCUGGAGAGUAAGAUCUCCAAGCGAAUCAGCUUCCUGAUUAUUGGUCUGGCCUGGGGCAUCAGCGCCCUGCUGGCGAGUCCCCUGGCCAUCUUCCGGGAGUACUCACUAAUUGAGAUCAUUCCCGACUUUGAGAUUGUGGCAUGUACUGAGAAGUGGCCUGGGGAGGAGAAGAGUGUCUACGGCACGGUCUACAGUCUUUCCACCUUACUGAUCCUGUACGUUCUGCCUCUGGGCAUCAUAUCUUUCUCCUACGCCCGUAUCUGGAGUAAGCUGAAGAACCAUGUCAGCCCGGGAGCUGCAAGUGACCAUUACCAUCAGCGAAGGCACAAAACAACCAAAAUGCUGGUGUGUGUGGUUGUGGUGUUUGCCGUCAGCUGGCUGCCGCUCCACGCCUUCCAACUUGCUGUGGACAUCGACAGCCACGUCCUGGACCUGAAGGAGUACAAACUCAUCUUCACGGUGUUCCACAUUAUCGCCAUGUGCUCCACCUUUGCCAACCCUCUUCUCUACGGCUGGAUGAACAGCAACUACAGAAAGGCGUUCCUCUCCACCUUCCGGUGUGAGCAGAGGCUGGACGCCAUCCACUCGGAGGUGUCAAUGACCUUCAAGGCUAAAAAGAACCUGCAAGUCAAAAAGAAUAAUGGCCCCACUGACUCUUUUUCGGAGGCCACCAAUGUCUAAGGAGACAGGCACGGAAGCGCAUGGAAGCAUUGUGACCAGAGCUGGGGAUCCGGUUGCGGGAAGGUUUUCUGACCAGUGCAUGCCGACCUCCCAUAAUACUGACUAAAAAGCGUGGGCAGUCUCGUUCCUGGAAACCUGGCUGGCAGAGCUGAGGUGAAAAUGGCUUGAUGACCGCCCCUUAGGUGGUAGGGGUGGAAUGGUGGUGAGUAAAAUGGAAAAACUUUCUGCUGUUUUUCCAGAGUAAAGGAAACCUAAACAAGGACGUGGUGCCAGUCUGGCUGAAAAGACGAGGUAGGUGUUAAUCCUGAGAGCACAGGAGGAUCUGCGCUGGGGAUGCUGCAGACUGCACUGCUCCCUCAUCACUUGGUGAAAAGCUGCUGAAGAAACUCAGAUUUCCAUGGGGAGCCAUAGGCUCUCUGCUAAGGUGUUUCGGUUUUAUUGUCCUUCCAAAGAUGAAACCCAAAUGAGAACUGGUAUAGGCGAACAAGGCUCGUAACUACGGGGAUGACUUCAAGGUAACUUCCAGCGAAUGAGCAAAUUUGCUAUGCGAUUAAUAUUUUGGCAACGAUGGGGAAAUCCUUAUAUACUCAGAGAGCAAUUAGCUAUGAUUAAAAUCAAAUGUACAAGUGUUGAAAGAUUUUUUUUUAAAUACAGGAUCAAAAUGUGAAGUUAUUAGAUUUAAAAGAAAUGUAAACUGUUGUUUGAUCUCUUGUUUUGAGCGUCCCCUGCUUUAUGUAGCUACUGUUCAGAUAGCAGGCCUGCAACGCAGUCCUUUUGCUCAUUGCCGGUUGCUAAGUCCUUUGGACCUGCACAACUCCUGUUUACCGUUCCCCAAGGGGAGCAAAGGUUUCACUAAAAAUUAAAUCCGACUGGGAAAUGAUUUUGAAACAGUUUGAGUUUAGUUGUAAGCAAUUCCUCUCCCCACACAUCGCUCUAAUAUUUUUACAGACACUGCCGAAUUAUGUUCUUUGGAGUGCAUCCUCAACAGACCUGUCUAUGCUAAGUAAAUACAAUUUCAUUAAAAUGGACCCAUUUGGUAAGAAAUCUCAAAAAACUGAGUUCCUUCCACUUUGCAAAUGUUUGGCUCAACAAAUUUUCACAUAAGUUUUCUAUUUUCAAAAUGAAUGUAUUUUGGGGUAACAUAAAUAUGUAUACAAAAUUAAAGCAUAUCUAUGAACAGUGAAACAUUAGGAAUGUUCAUUUAAUGCUUUUAUAAAUUUAGCUUUUAUUUCAGUAGUACCCAACCAAAGAUGAUUAAGAAUCUAUUUUGUUCACAUAGAAAAAGAAAAUCAGAAAAUGAGAUGUUAACUAGCUGCACUUCUCUGGAUGCUGGUUUCAAUGUAGGUGUAUUUUUGUAAAUAUGACAGCAUUCGCGAGAAUAUUCCUCACAUUUUAGGAAUAUUCAACAUAGUCUUAUACUUAGUUAUGAUAUAAAUGUUAUAUAUAGAUUUAAAAUUCAGACAGUGGCUGUUAUCAAAUUCCUUUCAGGGUAGAAAUAAAAGCUUGGUUUGGAAAUGAACUGUGCUUGCGGAAUGCGGAAAAGGGUGAAACAAAAGGACAAGUGUCUGUAAGGCAGACGGAGAGUCAAUGACACGCACUGCCUUCUGAAGGGUCAUGUAACUCUAAAACGGGGUUUGUCUGUUGAACUCUGCCCUGUCCUCUGCACACAAGCUUUACCUAAUUCUUGCAGAAAUACGAUGUGAAAAUGUUAUUGUGGAGUUUCUAUGCCCCUUGCAGAAUUUGUACCCUGCAUAAACCCUGUGUUCCUUUGACUCCUCCUGUGACAGUAAAUUGCUGGAAUCCACCUGAUGAUUCAACUGACAUAUUUAUGAUUGAGUUCAUAUGUUAAAAUGUUUUAAAAAGUAUCUUUUAUGUAGUGAUUUUAAUGUUAAAAUAAAAAGAA